Salvia miltiorrhiza (redroot sage) is the source of this 1751-nucleotide messenger RNA. RefSeq names its product polyubiquitin-like. The record is from RefSeq and is a predicted model, not a curated record. The transcript is spliced from 2 exons. NCBI's taxonomy places the organism in Eukaryota, Viridiplantae, Streptophyta, Magnoliopsida, Lamiales, Lamiaceae. Gene Ontology annotation, biological process: modification-dependent protein catabolic process; protein ubiquitination. Gene Ontology annotation, cellular component: nucleus; cytoplasm. Gene Ontology annotation, molecular function: ubiquitin protein ligase binding; protein tag activity. The coding region runs from base 163 to 1539 and encodes 458 amino acids.
GAGCAGAUAUUUCGGGCGAGAAAGGCGGUUCACCCUACCCAACCUCUAUAUAAGCUCACCCUCACACUUUCCGUUCCCUCAUAUCGAUUUCUCCCAUCAAUUUCCCCUCUCUGCCCCCUCAUCAAUUUACUCGAGUUUUCGUCAUUCCGGCACUCCUUCAAGAUGCAGAUCUUUGUUAAGACUCUAACUGGCAAGACUAUAACUCUUGAGGUCGAGAGUUCUGAUACUAUUGACAAUGUCAAGGCCAAGAUUCAAGAUAAGGAAGGGAUUCCACCGGAUCAACAAAGGCUGAUAUUUGCUGGAAAACAACUUGAAGAUGGCAGGACCCUAGCAGAUUACAAUAUCCAAAAGGAGUCCACACUUCACCUUGUCCUUCGCCUGCGUGGUGGAAUGCAAAUAUUUGUGAAAACCCUCACCGGAAAAACCAUCACCCUUGAAGUUGAGAGCUCAGACACCAUCGACAAUGUGAAGGCCAAAAUUCAAGAUAAGGAAGGAAUUCCCCCAGAUCAACAAAGGCUGAUCUUUGCUGGAAAACAACUUGAGGAUGGCAGGACCCUAGCAGAUUACAAUAUCCAAAAAGAGUCUACACUUCACCUUGUCCUUCGCCUGCGUGGUGGAAUGCAAAUAUUUGUGAAAACCCUCACCGGAAAAACCAUUACCCUUGAAGUUGAGAGCUCUGAUACCAUCGACAAUGUUAAGGCCAAGAUUCAAGACAAGGAAGGAAUUCCACCUGAUCAACAAAGGCUGAUCUUUGCUGGCAAACAACUUGAAGAUGGUCGAACCCUUGCUGAUUACAAUAUUCAGAAGGAGUCCACCCUCCACCUUGUUCUCAGGCUUCGCGGUGGGAUGCAAAUUUUUGUUAAAACUCUUACUGGCAAGACAAUUACCCUGGAAGUCGAAAGCUCAGACACAAUUGAUAAUGUGAAAGCAAAAAUUCAAGACAAGGAGGGGAUUCCACCAGACCAGCAGAGACUGAUCUUUGCUGGCAAACAGCUUGAGGAUGGGAGAACCUUGGCAGAUUACAAUAUUCAAAAGGAAUCAACCCUUCAUCUGGUGCUGCGUUUGAGGGGUGGCAUGCAGAUCUUUGUAAAAACCUUGACAGGAAAGACAAUCACAUUGGAGGUUGAAAGUUCUGACACGGUUGACAAUGUCAAGGCUAAGAUUCAGGAUAAGGAAGGCAUUCCUCCAGACCAGCAGCGUCUGAUCUUUGCUGGCAAGCAGCUAGAAGAUGGGCGGACACUUGCUGAUUAUAAUAUUCAGAAGGAGUCGACUCUUCAUCUAGUCUUGAGGCUGAGAGGUGGGAUGCAAAUCUUUGUCAAGACUUUGACAGGGAAGACCAUCACUUUGGAGGUGGAGAGUUCUGAUACAAUCGAUAAUGUGAAGGCCAAGAUUCAGGAUAAGGAAGGGAUCCCACCGGACCAGCAGCGUCUCAUCUUUGCAGGGAAGCAGCUGGAAGAUGGCCGCACCCUUGCAGAUUAUAACAUCCAGAAGGAAUCUACCCUUCACCUGGUGCUCCGUCUCCGUGGUGGCCGUUUCUGAGGAUGGGAAUCGGGAUGUGCAUUCCUCAUGUUUUGUGUUGUUUUUGCUCUCUCUGUGUUUUCAAACUAUCUUUGUUUUUUUAAAUACUAGCUGAUUAAUGUCUGCUAGUGUAGUAUAAGAGCCAAAAUCGUAUACGAUGGAAGGCUGCGUUGUCUAGUGAUAUUAUGAGGUAUGCAUAUGAAUACAGUAUUUCCCAGUUUUUGCUUAUUUCA